Molecule: messenger RNA, 867 nt
Organism: Acanthoscelides obtectus
Lineage: Eukaryota; Metazoa; Arthropoda; Insecta; Coleoptera; Chrysomelidae
Source: the annotation of a GenBank genome assembly
AUGGAUAAUUAUUUGAAAUUAUUAUCACCUUCCACGGAUAUUCAUUUUCUGUAUGGCUUUGUAAAUGGAAACGCAGCAGACGCAGCCAGAAAAUACGCACGAAGAUUUCCAAACAGACGACAUCCAACUCGCUUACGCAGAUUAACCCGUAUAAUUCUGCGUGAGUUUGAUAGAGAUUCGACCACAAGUGUUAGGAGAGUUUCUGGUGCCUUGGGAAUUUCAGCAAGCCAUGUUCACCGUGUUCUUAGAAAUGACCAUAGACGUCCUUACCAUUUGCGACCUGUGCAAGGACUACAGCCAGGGGACGGAGAACGAAGAAUCACAUUUUGUCAGUGGAUUCUUGAUAGAACUGAUAAUAAUAGGGAGUUUUUAAGUAACGUUUUAUGGACCGGUGAGUCAUGCUUCACUAGACGUGGAGUGUAUGAAUUUAGUGUGAACGUGUGGAUUGGUAUCUACCGUAAUCCACUAUUUGGACCCUACCUUUUGCCUGCAAGGUUAAAUGCUGCGACCUUCUUGGAAUUUUUAAAGGCUGAACAUGCAAAUACUCGUAUGUGGGAUGAUGUUAUGUUAGAUUUAAGAAGAUUGGCCUGGUUCCAGCUUGAUGAAAGAUGGAUCGGCCGUGGAGGACCAGUCGUCUGGCCUCCACGAUCCCCUGACCUAAAUCCAUUAGAUUUCUUUGUGUGGGGAUUUCUAAAAGAAAAAGUGUACCAGACUCCCGUAACCACAAGAGAUAUGCUAAUAGACAGAAUCAGGAAUGCAUGUGAUGAAAUAAGGCCUUAUUUGAAUAAUGCUAUACCACGUUCGAUCAUUCGUAGAUGUGAAUUGUGUAUUGAACAAUUGGGUUUACAUUUCGAGCAACUACUUUAG